ACGCCUCCUAUGCUGCAGCCCACACGGCCCAACAAGUUGUUUCCGUCGUUCUCCUCUGGCUACCGAACCCUCCCGAAAGCCGAAACCCACCCAUCGCCGCCAUUCCACACCCACGCCCACGCCGCCGUUCCCACCGCGCACCUCUGCCACCCGCCGUCCAGGUCGCAUCGCCCCCGCACUUAGGGCGGCCGCCGCCACAGGCGCACCCACAGGCCUUCUCUACCCUGUCGGUUGCCGCCUGAGCCAGUUACCAUGGCGGGUCCCACGGAGAGGGACCAGUUCACGGAUGAGGAGGAAGAUGACUUCCUGGAUGAGGAGCUGGACGAGCAAGGCCUUGGAAGCGAAGACGAGGAAGGAGUAGUGGGAGUAGGGGGUAAGAGGAAGCUGCUGGGGAAGAGCCUGGGCGGGUUCGGCAAGCGCGGGGUGUGCUACCUCAGCCGCGUCCCGCCGCACAUGAACCCGUCGCACAUCCGCCAGAUGCUCUCCAAGUACGGCGAGGUGCUCAGGAUUUACCUCGUGCCCGAAGGUCAAGGUCAUCGCAAGCAUGCUAUUGUUAAAGCAAAGGCUUACACCGAAGGGUGGAUUGAAUUUGCAAAGAAAAGUGUUGCCAAGAGAGUGGCUAAUCUGCUUAACGGUGAACAAAUAGGUGGGAAGAAGAGGUCUUCAUUUUAUUAUGACAUUUGGAACAUUAAGUAUCUCAGGAAGUUCAAAUGGGAUGAUCUGGUUGGUGAAACGGCUGAGAAAACUCACAUCAGAGAGCAGAAAUUAACCUUGGAGAUAGCAGCAGCAAAGAAACAACGUGAUCACUACCUGUCCAACGUUCAAAAGUCUCAUGCAUUGAAACAUAUUCAAGAGCGCAGGAAAAAGAAGCAGAAGACAGAAGGAGCAGAACCCAGUAAUGUCCUUGAAACAAGAACCGCUCGUCCAAUUCCUCAGAAGAAACCAGUUGGGGAGACGGACGCCAAAACUAAAUCGAAGCUUUCAAAAGACAUUUUAGCUGGAGUAUUUGGUGGCUCAUCAUGAGUUCAUGACUGCUUUCUAUCUCUCGGCGUGGGUUGGUGCAUGCCGAACUGAAUGGAGCAGCGCAAGUGCAUCAUAGAGUUUCAUCAUAAUCUACUUCCAAUUUUUGUAGCAAGUCGUGUUAUUUUUUGUAAGUAGAGGAACUUCCUGGAACCUCUUGUAAUGCUAAUAUGCCCUGGAAGGUUUUCUGGGACCUAGCAAUGAAUGAGAAGGAUUGCUGAUUGCCAGCGCUGUUUGGCCGGAAAUCUCAGUUGUCAAACCGAAACUCGUGCCCUCUUUAGUUGGAACAGCAUAUAUCAUGAUUGUCGCCAUUGGUAUUUU
Molecule: messenger RNA, 1341 nt
Organism: Setaria italica (foxtail millet)
Lineage: Eukaryota; Viridiplantae; Streptophyta; Magnoliopsida; Poales; Poaceae
Product: pre-rRNA-processing protein ESF2
Exons: 7
Coding region: 253-1023 (256 amino acids)
Biological process (GO): endonucleolytic cleavage to generate mature 5'-end of SSU-rRNA from (SSU-rRNA, 5.8S rRNA, LSU-rRNA); endonucleolytic cleavage in 5'-ETS of tricistronic rRNA transcript (SSU-rRNA, 5.8S rRNA, LSU-rRNA); small-subunit processome assembly
Cellular component (GO): nucleolus
Molecular function (GO): RNA binding
Source: RefSeq, a predicted model, not a curated record